AUGACCAAACUCGUAGUUUCCCUGUUAGUAUGAACGAUGAAAUAAUAUUGAUUACAAUGUGCAUUGUGUUCCAGGAUGAAAUUCAAUGAAGCAUUUGUUUGGAUAGGAGUUUUUCAUUGCUAUAGAAGACCAUUCCAUUUAUAAAAAACUAUUAUCCCAGGAAUAUAGUAAAGACCUAACCAUAACUUGUAGUCUCUUUCUCAAAAGUUUAUCAGAAAUCAAAUUUGAAAUACUUUUCAAGUAUUGUUUUUUUUUCUAUCGCUGUUUAUUUGCCAAGAAGAGUUUCAAGUAUUGUUGUAGAAAAUAAAUAGUUCUGCCAAUGUUUGGUCUCAUUAUUCCGUCCACUUGAAAGAUGUGCUGAUCGACGAGACAUAGCAGUUGCCUGGAUAGGAGGUUCUUGUAACCCCCAGCAUCUUCAUGGCAGGGUCGUAGAGAUCCACCUAUUAAGAAGAAGAGCCCAGUGCAUAGGUUUUAAGACAAAUUAUAGGAUGUUUGACAAAGCUCAGACUUACAUAGAAUAAAUUAGGCGAAUUUAGUUGUGUUUCAUGUUUGUGUUAAUAUUUAUCGUCUUCGUUUCUAUCAAAAUUGGCCGACGACUUUCCAUGAUGUGUUUGACAACAAACAUAGAUCAUGCGCAAUGUUGGUCAAAAGACAUUAUGCUGUUCUCUAGUUGAUAUUCAUGUUGAGUUUUACUAUUUUGCGAUGGAAUGUCUGAAUUAUGGAAAAAUUUUAUAAGAAAAUAGGCACAACCUGUUGAUUCCAUCCCUGCCAUUGACAUUGCUUGGUUUUAGCGACCUAGCAGUAGACAAAAAAGCUACAACAUGGACCUGAAUUAUGUCUGUUGGAAGGACCGUCUAGCUUACUCGGAUUAUUGAUCAAAUAUUUGAAGAAAUUUUCACACUUUGCGAGCAAAAGGUCAGAACAGCGCAGUUUGGAAUGGAAAUUGCAAAUCUACCAAUCGAGUUGUUGGAGCAGGUUUUUCGGCUUUUGCCGGUCGAGGAUUUGGAGAGUGCUGCCCUAGUAUGUCUAAGCUGGAAGGAAAUAAUUCUAACAGUUAUAAUACCAAAAUAUGUGGCCAUUCAUAUUAAACCCGUUCAUCCUGUAACUCAUCAGCUUAUCAGCAUUCCUGCCGAGCUUUCGGUUCACAUGAAAAAACCACGAGCAAAAUCCAAUUAUAAACUGACUAUUCAUGACGAAGAAGUAGCGAAGGCUGCAGAAUUCUUGGAAUUCUUCGAGCAAUGUGGACCGAGCUUAAAAUCGUUAGAUCUCCAGAUUAUGCAACUCACAGCAUCGAUUUUAAAGGUGUUUCCAUAUCUGGGAAACUUGGAAGAGCUGCAUUUAACUACUGAGUCCGACGAACUUUACGGCUCGAAACCUUCAAAUCCAGAACUGUACCUCGGAGUACUGAAAAAUCUCAAAUCACUGAAACUUACUCUUCCAAACUAUUUCGUUUUACUAAAUGCUGCUCAUUUAAGCGGAGCUCCUCUAACAGUAAUUGCUCUGGAACGUUUCGAAGCAGAGCUGAGGCAUCUGAAGCCCCUGCUUCAACAACAUUCCGGCACCCUUCGGGAGCUUACCGUGCGUGUUGAAGAGAUGAAACCGUUUCUUCAAUUUCUGAACUCCUUAACGGAUCUUCACCUCACGAAGUUCAACAUCAAAAGCGCUGGCGGCGAUGACGAUUUCACUGACGCUAUCAUCCAUUUAUUUGACCAACAAUCACAGCUCCGGGUUCUCAAGGUGGGAUCCGAACUUUCGCUCCGUGCCGUUGCUGCGAUUCCACGGAUGCUGCCUGACCUGCAGGAAUUGGACCUGCUCACCGAAAGUAUUAACAACUGUAAAGCAUUCCAGGAGCUACGGCAUCUUCGCAAGCUGACCAUGUCUCUGUAUGACGUGCGGGCCUGGGACGAGACGGCCUCCAUCGACAGCGUGAUCGAUUUUUCUUUGGCCGUGACCUUUCCCUUGGUUUCGCCGGCCAUCUUCUGCUCAUUCCCCAACGUCAAGCGCUUCUGCCUGGAGGACGUCGACGAUGAUUCACUCAUGCGCGAUAUCAUCGUGGUGCAAACGUUGAUGCAACAAGUGCGCAACGUCGAGCAUCUGGAUCUGGAGAACUAUGUGCUCAAAGAGCGUGAAAUACUCAACGAGGGAGUGCAGCGAUUCGAUUCGCUCCAAGGGCUCCGGGUGCUCAAAUACAGCUGCCGGGACAUGUCGGACGCAUCGUUGAUGACCAUGGGCCUGCCAGAGCUGCGGGAGCUUUUCCUGACGCACUGUCCCGGGGUAACGUUCAAGGGAAUUUCUUUUCUCACUCGGAAUUGCCCGUUGAUUGAGACGCUUCACAUCGAGUAUAACAAAACCGGAAUUACCGACGAUUGUAUCGAUGUACUGACGCGGAAAUUCCCUCGACUUCGGCGUCUAUAUUUGGUCAACUUGAAGGCUCUGACCAACGAAACUAUCGAGCUCAUUCUGGUGAAUUGCAAGCGUCUGAGGGAAUUGACUUUCUCUCACUGUGUCGGUAUCAGCAUGGAAAAAUCGGAAGUAAUCGAGAAGCUCAGCGCAAUCAAGUCAUUGCGGAAUUUAGUCUUUAGCUAAGCGACCUUACACUCCAUAACGGGUAUCGUAGAAAGUAUUAAUAUAAACAGAAUAUGUAUUGCCAGCGCAAAAGUAGUUCCUAAAUUAUGGUAUUUUGCUCUUCGGAAAGCUUUUCGGUGCAAUAGUUUACGCUUACUCUAUUACAAUGUUAUGUAGUUAAAACUAGUUUUUGGAAAAAAGAACAUAAUUCUGCUUAAAUUCAAUAAAAACGUUGUUAUCCCUUUAA
Molecule: messenger RNA, 2812 nt
Organism: Uranotaenia lowii
Lineage: Eukaryota; Metazoa; Arthropoda; Insecta; Diptera; Culicidae
Exons: 5
Coding region: 937-2586 (549 amino acids)
Biological process (GO): SCF-dependent proteasomal ubiquitin-dependent protein catabolic process
Cellular component (GO): SCF ubiquitin ligase complex
Molecular function (GO): protein binding
Source: RefSeq, a predicted model, not a curated record